Molecule: messenger RNA, 4415 nt
Organism: Cyprinus carpio (common carp)
Lineage: Eukaryota; Metazoa; Chordata; Actinopteri; Cypriniformes; Cyprinidae
Product: period circadian protein homolog 3-like
Biological process (GO): circadian regulation of gene expression; entrainment of circadian clock by photoperiod; negative regulation of transcription by RNA polymerase II
Cellular component (GO): nucleus; cytoplasm
Molecular function (GO): transcription cis-regulatory region binding; transcription corepressor binding
Source: RefSeq, a predicted model, not a curated record
ACUCUCACAUGGAAAAACGCUCCGGCCAAUGAGAGUCGAGAAGGCGUGGCUCCGGUCGGCCAGACUCACGUGGGACUGAUGUGUUGCGCUCCGGAGGAGUAAUGGAGGGACGCACGAGAAACUGGAGCAAGUGAUUAUUAAACAUAAACAUCAAUUCUUUCAAUGGAAGAGUGUAUUUAACCACCUAGUAAAACAUCAUCAUCCCCAUGGAUUUCUCUAUAGACUUUCAUUGUUAACGUGGACAAAAGCAGUGGUGCAUCUAGAUUCUGGAUCAGAGCUUCAGUAGAGGUGGGCAGACUCGGAGGAGAACUUGUGGGGAAUGCUGGGAGGAGACGGCUCUCUCGAUGGAGAAGAGGAGAACUCUUCUCCAGGCUCCAGCAAGCGUUCAGGGCAGACGGACCAAGCUAACAGCGGGCAGGACCCCGGGACCAGCGGAUCAGGGUCCGGAUCGGGUUCGGGUGAGGAGGAGGAAGCCGAGGAGCAGCGAGGAAGGACCAGCAGAGGGGAAAGCUCAGCAGGCUGUGAGGAGAGCGGAGGAGAGCAGACGCACGAGGAUGUGGACAUGAACAGCGGUCACGACUCCAGCAGCGGUAAUGACAGUGUCGGUGGCUCACGACAUCAUCAUUCCUCGUCCAGUUGCAGCCCUGGAAGCACCACAGGAUCCGGAAGCACCAAGAGCUCAAAAUCUGCCACUGGUUCCUCAUCGUCCAGUUUUCACAGCGCGCAUCACACAGAGUGCAGUGAGCAGACGGAGCACGGCCGUGAGCAGACGCACCGAGAGAUGAUGCAGACGGUGCAGGAGAUGAAGAAACGACUGCCGUCAGAGAAGAGAAGCCGCAGUAAAGCCAGUACUGUGGAGGCACUGAACUACGCACUGAACUGUGUCAAACAAGUACAAGCAAACAGCGAGUACUACAACUUACUAAUGAGCAGCGGACUGGAGGAGAGACGAAACGCUACUGUGUGCACGCUGGAGGAGCUGGAGGGAAUCACAUCAGAACACACGCCGAAAAACACUGACACGUUUGUGGUGGUCUUCUCUCUGGCCUCUGGGAAGGUGGUUUAUGCGUCUGAACAGGCCUCCAGCGUGCUUCACUGCAAGAGGAAGUUUCUGGAAUCUGCCAAGUUCGUGGAGCUGCUGUACCAUCAGGACGUCAGUGUGUUUUACUCGCACACGGCGCAGCCGCGACUGCCGCCCUGGAACAUGGGCACAGACAGCGCGGCGGUUCUGUUUGAAUGUGCCCAGGUCAAGUCCUUCUUCUGUCGAAUCAGAGGAGGGAAAGAUAGAGAUGGAGAGAUGCGUUAUAGUCCUUUCCGGAUCACUCCGUACCUGCUGAAGGUUCAGGGAUCGAGUGCAGAGGAGGAGCCGUGCUGUCUGGCCCUGGCCGAACGCAUCAUCUCAGGAUAUGAGGCCCCUCGCAUUCCCAUGGACAAGCGCAUAUUCAGCACGACUCAUUCACCAGGCUGUGUCUUUUUAGAAGUGGAUGACCGUGCGGUGCCUUUGCUCGGUUACCUCCCUCAGGACCUGAUCGGUACCUCAGUUCUGACCUGCUUGCAUCCAGAUGACCGCCUGCUCAUGCUGUCCUUGCACCGCAGAAUUCUGAAGUACGCGGGUCAGCCACCUUUUGAACACUCACCCAUCCGGUUCCGCUGUCAGAACGGUGACUACGUCACCCUGGACUCCAGCUGGUCCAGCUUCAUCAACCCCUGGAGCCGUAAGGUGGCCUUCAUCAUCGGAAGGCACAAAGUUCGCACUGGACCUCUGAAUGAGGAUGUUUUUGCUGCACGGAGUAGAGCCGAGCAGCCAGUCAUGUGUGAGGACGUUAAAGAGCUGCAAGCCAUGAUCUACAAGCUCUUCUUACAGCCUGUUCAUAAUAAUGGAUCCAGUGGCUAUGGCAGUCUGGGUAGUAACGGCUCCCACGAGCACUACAUCAGUGUGGCGUCGUCCAGCGACAGUAACGGAAACCUCUGGGAGGAUUCGCACAGAGAACCAAUGACAUUGCAGCAGUUUUGUGCUGAUGUCAAUAAAGUGAAGAACUGGGGCCAGCAGGCGUAUCUGGACUCCCGGAGGAAGCUCACACCUUUAGGACCAGCCACUGCAGUGGCGGCAGCAGGCGUUUAUCCUAAUACCAGUCAGGGUUUGGGAAUUAGAGAUCAUCUAAAGCAGUCUCUACAAGAAGCCCGGAAACAACCACACAUCCCAUCGUACCAGCAGAUCAACUGUGUGGACAGCAUCAUCAGAUAUUUGGAGAGCUGUGCGACGUCUGCUCUGAAACGAAAGAGCGAAUCUUUGUCCAUAGCUACAUCAUCUUCAUCCUCCAUGUCAGAGGAAGACAAACCCACAGCGGCCGCACAUGAAGACGCUGUGAACACAGACGAAGCUGCGCUAGAGGGCGCUGGUGCUCUGGACAGCCAGGUGUCUGUGGGUUCGGUCACGACAGCAGCGGUGGUGGGAGCGCCGCUAACAGACAUUACAAUAUCCACAGAAGCCAUGAGCGUGGUGUCCGUCACCAGUCAGUGCAGUUACAGCAGCACCAUAGUGCACGUACCGCAGCCCGAGUCGGAGGUCACAGCUUUAGAAGAUGCUCCAAUGGGGAGUGAACCAACAGACUCCGCCCCCACCCCUGCACGCCCCGCCCCCAGCACCUCCUCAGCGGCUCAGGAGGAGUUACUCGUGGUGGGUCUUACUAAAGAGGUGCUGUCGGCCCACACCCAGAAGGAGGAGCAGCAAUUCGUAGAUCGUUUCCGUCAUCGUAUCCUGCAGAGUCCCUACAGCUCCUACCUCCAGCAGGACAACAGCAGCAUGGCCCAUUCUCAACACAGAGCUGAUGUUGUGCGUCCUCCAAACAAGCACAAGCGGCCCAAACCAGAAGACUCAUCGGACAGCUACGGCUCCCAGCCAGGCAACUACUGGUCACUUCCCAGACCCACAGGAGCGCCUCAUUCCUCCUGGCCUUCCUCAGAGUCGUCUCAGCUCCCGCCAUCCAACAUCGGCUUUGUGCCGCCCAUGGCAGUGCCAAUGCAGUCUGCCCCUUACUUCACUGUAUUUGGUGCAGAUCAGCAGCCCAUGGUGGUCCAACCUGACCAAGGUGUCCAGAACCUCCAACCCAUGCAUCCCAUGACUCCCAUGACUCCCAUGACUCCCAUGACUCCCAUGAUGGUCGUCCUGCUUCCUAGCUACCCCAUGUACCACUCCAAAAACUCCAUUCAACAUCAGCCACCCUUUAAUAUGGGAAAUACCCCCUACACCCCACCUGGUGGCCACAUGCCACAUGGGUCUCCAUCUCAGGGGCAUCCUCCAGGGUCCAGCAUCACAGGAGCUGGGAUGCCAUCGGGUGCCUCGGCGGAGGUCGACUCGAUACCUGCACCUUGGUUUGGAAAAGACCUUGAUGCAGCACAACCUACAGCACUCUUCUCCAGCUCUCGCUCCAGCUCGCCCAUCCAGCUGAACUUACUCCAGGAGGAGCUGACCAAGCCCACCGAAGCCCAGAACAGCACCGGUCCAGAGAGUCUGCAUGAGCACCACACCAGAGCGGAGGACGCUCCCAGUGAGUCGGGUAACCAAGAUGCCCAUUCUACCUCCAGCGAAAUGCUUGACCAGUUGCUACAGGAGGACGCCCGCUCAGGAACCGGCUCCAACGCCUCAGGCAGUGGCUCCGGGGAGUCGGGAGGCUCUCUGGGCUCCGGCUCGGGACUCUGUUCUAACGGAACAUCCAGCAGUCAUACCGGCAGCAGCAAUAGCAGCAAGUACUUCGCCAGCAAUGAUUCGUCGGACACGUCGCGGAAAGCACGCAAAUCCGCGGAGGCCCAGGAAAGGGAGCAUACGACCUUCAAAAAGCACGUGGACAACCCGUUAUGGAGCACGAUCAAGCAGACGCCCGAACCCCUCAUGAUGACCUAUCAGAUCGGCCCCAGGGAUCAGGUCCAGGUUCUUCAGGAAGACCGGGAGAAGCUGGUUCUGAUGCAGCCCAUGCAGCCCUGGUUCACCCAGGACCAGAAGAAGGAGCUGGCCGAGGUCCAUCCCUGGAUCCAUCACACCGUCCCACAGGAGAUCAACACACAGGGUUGUGUAAGUUGUAACACCAUGGAACCAGGUGAAGAGCUGAAUCUUCAGACUGACUCUCCAAACCCUCCCACUCCUGACAGCUCCUAUCCAUCACAGGAUCCAGACCCAACACAGACACCUGACCGCAGACCCUGCUGGACCUCCAGCCCUCUGGGACUCAGGGAUUCUUCUGCUUUCAGCUGGGAAUCGUAGGAAGAGAGAGACACCCGCAUCCGUGUGCCAGUCUCUCAUAAUUCCUCCUGAGGUCAUGAAACGGGGCAGGCACUUUGCACUCGAUCAAACUGUGUCAGAGUGAGUUUGGACACUCGCAGGAGACGGACAUUGAGUGAUGGUCAUCACAUGACCAUGC